Molecule: messenger RNA, 615 nt
Organism: Octopus sinensis (East Asian common octopus)
Lineage: Eukaryota; Metazoa; Mollusca; Cephalopoda; Octopoda; Octopodidae
Exons: 2
Coding region: 1-615 (204 amino acids)
Source: RefSeq, a predicted model, not a curated record
AUGGAGAAAAUUAAGUAUCGUGCUGUCUUAAAGUACCUUCAUUUGAAAGGCAUGAUUCCACCAGAAAUCCAUGAAGAUAUGGUGAGAACCUUAACAGAAAAUGCUCCUUCGUACGCAACAGUCAAACGCUGGGUAAAUGAAAACCAGUGUAGCAGGGUGAGUGUGAAAGAUGAUCCCAGACCAGGGAGACCUCCAACUUCAACCAUCGAAUAUAACAUUGACCUUGCUCUUGGUAUGAUAAUGCAAGAUCGUCGAAUAUCAUGUUACCAGAUAGCUGAGAGACUGGGCAUCUCGACUGAAAGAGCAGAGAACAUUGUGACAAAAGAACUUGGGUUCUCAAAGGUUUCUGCAAGGUGGGUCUCUCGCCUUUUGAAUCCAAACAGAAACGCACCAGGUGGACUUUGUCCACGAGAAAUCUGGAACUGUUUGAAGCCGAGGAAGAUAAUUUUCUUGUUCGUUUCAUUAUUAUGGACGAAAGCUGGGUUCAAAGAACAAUCAGAGCAGUGGAAGCACAUAUCAUUUUCUACCCCAAAGAAGGCCAGGGUCAUUCCUUCAGCUGGCAAGGUCAUGAUGCCACCGACCUGGCUAAGCAGAAAAUUCAUUGCUUUAACUUAA